AUGAGACCAAAAUCCGACAUUCCAUUGCACCAUAGUAGUAGGAAGAGUGAUAGCCGCAGCCACAGCAGUAGUCAUUGCAGCAGGGCUUCUCCUUUGUCUGCACUGAUAGGAAGAAGAAGAGUAUCGUUUGCAUCAUGUCUAAUACUGCUAGCACUACUAGUAGUAGUAGCAGCUCCAGUAGUGGAGGCAUUGUCAUCAUCAACCGCGUCGGUGAUCACUGGAGCCAGUGGAUACGUGGGCCGAGCCGUAGCACAUGCAUUGAUCCAAAGGAACAUCCUCCCCGAAAGAAACGACAAUGACACAACCACGAUCCUCUGCUUGGUCAGACCGUCACGCGUCCAAGAGGAACAAGAGUACUGGAAGAAACAAGAAGAGGCCAACAACAAGUGUACUACUAAUACAGUAGUACUGGUACGUCCCUAUGACAUGCUGGAUGGAGGAACGUCGCUCCAGGAGGUUCUACUUGGUGAGCCGUGUGUGGCGUCGGCCGAUGGCGUGUGUGUCCAUCACGUUGCUUCCUGGUUCAGUCCCACCGACGAACACGUUCCAGCGGCACAAGGCAAUGUCAAGGGCACGGAGGAUCUUGUUCGUGUCUUGGCAGAAUUCAAAAACAGCCGAAUGAGCAAGAGCAACAACAGGAUCAAACUCAUUGUGACAUCGUCCAUGGCAGCGGUACGAGCCACGGGACAGGAACCGCAGAACCAACAGUUCUAUACGCACGAGGAUUGGAAUACUUUGUCCAAGUUGGGCGACAACAAUUGGGGUGCCAGUUAUCAAUGGUCCAAGGCUGAAUCGGAACGACGAGCGAAACAACUUUGUCAAGAGUUCCAGAUCCCCAUGGUAGCACUUUGUCCUUCUUUUGUCUUUGGGCCUCUGGCGGACACAGCCACAAGCAGCUCCUCCUUUUCCACACAACUCGUCGCGCAGUGGAUUCAAGGAUCCUCGCAAGUACAAAGUCGGCUCUUUGUCGACGUGCGGGAUAUCGCACAAGCGCACGUCCAAGCCGAGCAAGAAGACAUUGAAGGAAGGUACAUUGUAUCCACGGAACGACGCUUGUCGUCUGCGGUGGUAGCACGUAUUUUGGAGGAUGAGAGUCGUGCCUUGCAGUAUACCCCGCCAUCGCCCAUUUCGUACGAUGCCGCGUUUGACGGCGGAGCCAUUCCCAUUGGAGACAAGGAAGUCGAAGCCGAGCAACGACUGGUCGAGGAAUUGGGCAUCCAAGAGCUGCAGCCAGCCGAAGACACCAUUCGUGACAUGAGUAGGGUACUCAUUGGCAUGUUUCUUCAAAAGAAGAAGGAAGACUCAAAAAGGUAG
Molecule: messenger RNA, 1314 nt
Organism: Seminavis robusta
Lineage: Eukaryota; Bacillariophyta; Bacillariophyceae; Naviculales; Naviculaceae
Source: the annotation of a GenBank genome assembly